Messenger RNA from Oncorhynchus tshawytscha (Chinook salmon), 7888 nucleotides. RefSeq names its product clathrin heavy chain 1. Gene Ontology annotation, molecular function: structural molecule activity; clathrin light chain binding. The transcript is spliced from 35 exons. NCBI's taxonomy places the organism in Eukaryota, Metazoa, Chordata, Actinopteri, Salmoniformes, Salmonidae. Gene Ontology annotation, biological process: receptor-mediated endocytosis; intracellular protein transport. Gene Ontology annotation, cellular component: extracellular exosome; clathrin coat of coated pit; clathrin-coated endocytic vesicle. The record is from RefSeq and is a predicted model, not a curated record. The coding region runs from base 427 to 5484 and encodes 1685 amino acids.
GGGGUACAUUGAGGACAUCGAUUUUUUUUGCCAAUGCAUUGGUAUUUGUGGGGGAAUCCUAUUGACCGACUGUGGGGCUUAUGAAUAGCAAAUGUGUUAUUUUGUAGAAUACCAUAAACAUUUGAGCUCCAUCAAUUUGUUUGUUUUCUCUCAGAGCUUUAAAGUCUAAUUGUUGUGGACUAUUUUACUUAGCGGAAGCGUAGAGUUUUGGUUCAGGAGUGUUGUUUGGGUGUUAGGCUACUGAAUGAGUGCUGCACUGAAUUCGGGUGAUAUCAACGUAAGCCGGCGAGACGCCUUUCAUUGUACAUCGUAUCUUACUUUUGAGAGCUUUUGGGGCACUUUUAAUACAAGACAACAUUCAUUCCUCCUCGUGUCCCCUUCCCCUUUCCUUUUCUCCGGACACUUGAAACACAAAAAGCCUAAAAAAUGGCUCAGAUACUGCCGAUACGAUUUCAGGAACAUCUGCAGCUGCAGAACCUAGGGGUGAAUCCGGCCAACAUUGGGUUCAGCUACCUGACCAUGGAGUCUGACAAAUUCAUCUGCAUCCGGGAGAAGGUGGGUGAGCAAAACCAGGUGGUGAUCAUAGACAUGGCUGACCCCAAUAACCCCAGCAGGCGACCCAUUUCCGCUGACAGCGCCAUUAUGAACCCUACAAGCAAGGUCAUCGCCCUGAAAGAGGACGCUGCUAAGUGCCUGCAGAUCUUCAACAUUGAGAUGAAGAGUAAGAUGAAGGCUCACACCAUGACAGAGGAAGUCAUGUUCUGGAAGUGGAUCUCUGUCAACACCGUCGCCUUGGUGACUGAAGCGGCCGUCUACCAUUGGAGCAUGGAAGGGGACUCUCAGCCAAUCAAAGUGUUUGAUCGGCACGCCAGUCUGGCCGGUUGCCAGAUCAUAAACUACAGAACAGACGAACAGCAGAAGUGGCUUCUGCUUAUCGGGAUCUCGGCACAGCAAAACCGUGUGGUGGGGGCCAUGCAGCUGUACUCUGUGGACAGGAAGGUGUCCCAGCCCAUCGAGGGACAUGCUGCAGCCUUCGGAGAGUUUAAGGUGGAGGGCAACACCAAAGCCUCCACUCUCUUCUGCUUUGCUGUGCGCAGCCAGGCUGGUGGCAAGCUGCAUAUCAUAGAGGUGGGUCACCCGGCUACAGGGAACCAGCCAUUUACCAAGAAGGCGGUUGAUGUGUUCUUCCCUCCUGAGGCGCAGACAGACUUCCCCGUCGCCAUGCAGAUUGGCACCAAGCAUGGCGUGAUCUACCUGAUCACUAAGUAUGGCUACAUCCACCUGUAUGAUCUGGAGUCGGGAGUGUGUAUCUAUAUGAACCGCAUCAGCGCUGAGACCAUCUUCGUCACUGCCCCCCACGAACCCACCUCCGGCAUCAUCGGGGUUAACAAGAAGGGACAGGUGUUGUCAGUGUGUGUGGAGGAGGAGAACAUAGUGAACUAUGCAACCAACGUGCUGCAGAACCCAGACCUGGGCCUGAGGAUGGCCAUGCGUUCUAACCUGGCCGGGGCAGAUGAGUUGUUUGCCAGGAAGUUCAACACGCUGUUCGCCCAGGGUUCCUACUCCGAGGCUGCCAAGGUGGCUGCCUCCACACCAAAGGGUAUCCUGCGUACAGCGGAGACCAUCCGUAAGUUCCAGAGUGUGCCAAGCCAGCCGGGCCAGGCCUCUCCCCUGCUUCAGUACUUUGGCAUCCUGCUGGACCAGGGCCAGCUUAACAAGUUUGAGUCUCUGGAGCUGUGCAGGCCCGUGCUACAGCAGGGACGCAAGCAGCUGCUGGAGAAGUGGCUGAAAGAGGACAAGCUGGAGUGUUGUGAGGAGCUUGGUGACCUGGUUAAGGCAGUAGAUCCUACUCUGGCCCUCAGCGUCUACCUCAGGGCCAACGUACCCAGCAAGGUGAUCCAGUGCUUCGCUGAGACCGGACAGUUCCAGAAGAUAGUGCUUUACGCCAAGAAGGUGGGCUACUCUCCAGACUGGGUGUUUCUGUUGAGGAAUGUGAUGCGGGUCAGUCCAGAACAGGGUCUACAGUUCUCUCAGAUGCUGGUUGCAGAUGAGGAGCCCCUGGCCAACAUCAACCAGAUAGUGGAUGUGUUCAUGGAGGGCAGUCUGAUCCAGCAGUGCACCUCAUUCCUAUUGGACGCUCUGAAGAACAACCAGCCAGCCGAGGGACACCUACAGACACGCCUACUGGAAAUGAAUCUCCUCCAUGCUCCCCAGGUGGCCGAUGCAAUCCUGGGAAACCAGAUGUUUAGUCACUAUGACCGAGCCCACAUCGCCCAGCUGUGUGAGAAGGCUGGGCUGCUGCAGAGGGCUCUAGAGCACUACACUGACCUGUUCGACAUCAAAAGGACUCUCGUACACACACACCUGCUCAACCCUGAGUGGCUGGUGAACUUCUUUGGCGCCCUGUCAGUAGAGGACUCUAUAGAGUGUCUUCGGGCUAUGUUAUCAGCCAACAUCCGACAGAACCUUCAGCUGUGUGUCCAGGUGGCAUCUAAAUACCACGAACAGCUGGGAACAAAUGCCCUGGUGGAUCUCUUCGAGUCCUUCAAGAGUUUUGAGGGUGUGUUCUACUUCCUGGGUUCCAUAGUGAACUUUAGCCAGGACCCCGACGUUCAUUUUAAAUACAUCCAGGCGGCCUGUAAGACCGGACAGAUCAAGGAGGUGGAACGCAUCUGUAGAGAGAGCAACUGUUACGACCCGGACAGGGUCAAGAACUUCCUCAAGGAGGCUAAACUGACAGACCAGCUGCCUCUGAUCAUAGUGUGUGACCGCUUUGACUUUGUCCAUGACCUGGUUCUCUACCUCUACCGCAACACUCUGCAGAAGUACAUUGAGAUCUAUGUUCAGAAGGUGAACCCUAGCCGGCUGCCGGUGGUGAUAGGAGGUCUGUUGGAUGUAGACUGUGCUGAAGAUGUCAUUAAGAACCUGAUCUUGGUGGUGAGAGGACAGUUCUCCACAGACGAGCUGGUGGCAGAGGUGGAGAAGAGGAACAGACUGAAGCUGUUGUUGCCGUGGCUGGAGUCUCGUAUCCACGAGGGCUGUGAGGAGCCGGCUACUCACAAUGCCUUGGCUAAGAUCUACAUAGACAGUAACAACAACCCGGAGCGCUUCCUGAAGGAGAACACCUUCUACGACAGCACUGUAGUGGGGAAGUAUUGUGAGAAGAGAGACCCCCACCUCGCCUGUGUCGCCUAUGAGAGGGGCCAGUGUGACCUGGACCUUAUCAAGGUGUGCAAUGAGAACUCCCUGUUCAAGAGUGAGGCUCGCUACCUGGUCAGACGGAAAGACCCAGAACUAUGGGCCAAUGUUCUAGAGGAGAACAACCCUUAUAGACGCCAACUCAUAGACCAGGUGGUGCAGACAGCUCUGUCAGAGACCCAGGACCCAGAGGAGGUAUCGGUGACUGUCAAGGCCUUUAUGACAGCUGACCUGCCCAAUGAGCUCAUCGAACUACUGGAGAAGAUUGUACUGGACAACUCAGUCUUCAGCGAGCACCGAAACCUCCAGAACCUGUUGAUCCUGACGGCCAUCAAGGCCGACCGGACACGUGUGAUGGAGUACAUCAACCGCCUAGACAACUACGACGCCCCAGACAUUGCUAACAUCGCCAUCAGCAACGAGCUCUUCGAGGAGGCCUUCGCCAUCUUCAAAAAGUUUGACGUCAACACCUCCGCCAUUCAGGUUCUGAUCGAGCAUAUCAGUAACCUGGACAGAGCCUAUGAGUUUGCAGAGCGUUGUAAUGAGGCUGCUGUAUGGAGUCAGCUGGCCAGAGCCCAGCUCCAGAGAGACCUGGUUAAAGAGGCCAUCGACUCCUACAUCAAAGCUGACGACCCGUCAUCCUACAUGGAGGUGGUCAGCGCGGCCAGCAAGAACGAUAACUGGGAGGAUCUGGUGAAGUUCCUUCAGAUGGCUCGUAAGAAGGCCCGGGAGUCCUACGUAGAGACAGAACUCAUCUUUGCUCUGGCUAAAACUGGCAGACUGGCCGAACUAGAUGAGUUUGUUAACGGCCCUAACAAUGCCCAUAUACAACAGGUGGGAGAUAGGUGUUUUGAGGAGGGCAUGUAUGAUGCUGCCAAGCUGCUGUAUAAUAAUGUGUCCAACUUUGCCCGCCUGGCGUCCACGCUGGUCCACCUAGGAGAGUACCAGGCUGCUGUGGACAGCGCCAGGAAAGCCAACAGCACACGCACCUGGAAGGAGGUGUGUUUUGCGUGUGUGGCUGGGGAGGAGUUUCGGUUGGCUCAGAUCUGUGGUCUUCACAUCGUCAUCCACGCUGAUGAACUGGAGGAGCUCAUCAGUGACUAUCAGGACCGGGGCUAUUAUGAGGAGCUGAUAGCCCUGUUGGAGGCAGCAUUGGGUUUGGAGCGCGCUCACAUGGGCAUGUUCACAGAGCUGGCCAUCCUCUACUCCAAAUUCAAACCCCAGAAGAUGAGAGAACAUCUGGAACUCUUCUGGUCCCGUGUCAACAUCCCUAAGGUGCUGCGAGCGGCGGAGCAGUCCCACCUGUGGGCGGAGCUAGUGUUUCUGUAUGAUAAAUACGAGGAGUAUGACAAUGCUGUCCUCACGAUGAUGUCACACCCUACUGACGCAUGGAAGGAGGUGCAGUUCAAGGACAUCAUCGCCAAGGUGGCCAAUGUGGAGCUGUACUACAAAUCCCUUUCCUUUUACCUGGAUUACAAACCUCUGCUGACAAACGACCUUCUGACCAUACUGUCACCACGGUUAGACCACAGCCGGGCGGUCACAUACUUCACCAAGAGGAACCAGUUGAAGUUGGUAAAGCCUUACCUGCGGUCAGUCCAGAGUCACAACAACAAGGGAGUCAACGAGGCCCUCAAUAACCUACUGACGGAGGAGGAGGACUACCAGGGUCUGAGGGCAUCGAUCGACGCGUAUGGUAACUUUGACACCAUUGUUCUGGCCCAGAGACUGGAGAAGCAUGAGCUGAUUGAGUUCAGACGCAUAGCAGCAUACCUCUACAAAGGCAACAACCGCUGGAGACAGAGCGUGGAACUCUGCAAGAAGGACAAAUUAUACAAGGAUGCAAUGCUGUAUGCUGCCGAGUCUAAGGAUGCAGAGUUGGCUGAGACCCUGCUGCAGUGGUUCCUCGAGGAGGGUAGGAAGGAGUGUUUCGCUGCCUGUCUGUUUGCCUCCUAUGACCUGCUGCACCCUAAUGUGGUGCUGGAGCUGGCCUGGAGACACAACAUCAUGGACUUUGCCAUGCCAUACUUCAUCCAGGUCAUGAGGGAGUAUCUCACCAAGGUUGAUGAGGUUGCGGAGAAGGUGACGGUGGACAAACUGGAGGAGUCAGAAAGCCAAAGGAAGACUGAGGAAAAAGUCCCAGAACCCACCCCCAUAGUGUUUGGUCAACAGCUGAUGUUGACAGCAGGUUCCGCUCCAGUGGCUCCCCAGCCAGGAUAUCCAGGAGGCUAUGGAUACACUCCUCCAGGCUACCCCACCCAGCCCCCCUACAGCUACAACAUGUAGACCACCUCUACCCCACCCAGCCCCCUACAGCUGCAACAUGUAGACCACCUCUACCCCACCCAGCCCCCUACGGCUACAACAUGUAGACCACCUCUACCCCACCCAGCCCCCUACAGCUACAACAUGUAGACCACCUCUACCCCACCCAGCCCCCUAUGGCUACAACAUGUAGACCACCUCUACCCCACCCAGCCCCCUACGGCUACAACAUGUAGACCACCUCUACCCCACCCAGCCCCCUACGGCUACAACAUGUAGACCACCUCUACCCCACCCAGCCCCCCUACGGCUACAACAUGGGUCCAUGCAUCUCAAAUGGCACACUAUUCCCUGUUUUGUGCACUACUUUUGACCAGGGCCAAUAGUGCUCCAGUCAGAAGUAGUGCCCUAUAUAGGCUUUAAGGUGACCAUUUGGGUUGCAGAUCAUGUAGAGCAUAAGGCCCCAGUAACCCCACAUCCCAACCCCUCUUACCCAACCUGAAUCACACUUACCCUACACGGGGAUCAAAUACAUUACAGAUGCAGCUUGCUUAUGGAUUCAAUAUGGAUUCCCUGCCUUGAAACCCCAAAUACACAAUCUCUCUACUCUGUGAGACACCUAGUCCACCUCCGGACACUCCAAACCUCAACCCCACCACCACCACACCCAACUCAACCAAAAAGACCUCCUCUUUGCUCCCAUCUCCUCUCACUCCCCACCUCCUCUUGCUCCCCCUCCCUGUCCAAUGGACUAGAGCAAGGCUAACUGACCCCUCUACUUAGGCUGGCCUGACCAGCCCCCCCAUUCACCACUGCACAGCAUGGCGACAGCUCUUAGCUCCUAGAGAAAAUAGCUAACAGGUAAAAGCUAACGUACAGUACACCACUCUGUCCAGGUAUAUUCGAUCACUGUUCCAUAGACUGUAUCAACCAUAGAGCAGCUUUUUAAAAUAUUUGUUUUUCUAGAGAUGAUAAUAGAGUACUGGUAGUGGAGACUUUUACUGAGGAGCCAGAGAGGGAGUGGGUGAAGGGCUCAUCACGGAGUGCCCCUGCCCUCUGAGCACAGCUUGGCCUUGUACAGGAGGUGUCAACUGAGUCAUUUUUCAAGUUUGUUUCACGACUCUCUCCUAUGUUUGUUUCACCACUCUCUCUCCUACGUUUGGUUCACCACUCACUCUCCUACGUUUGGUUCACCACUAUCUCUCCUACGUUUGGUUCACCAUUCUCUCUCCUACGUUUGGUUCACCACACUCUCUCCUACGUUUGGUUCACCACACUCUCUCCUACGUUUGGUUCACCACACUCUCUCCUACGUUUGGUUCACCACACUCUCUCCUACGUUUGGUUCACCACACUCUCUCCUACGUUUGGUUCUUGACUGUUUCUGUUCAAUAGUUUUUGUUUGUCCAUCUGAACAGGUACUAUGUGUUGAAGACGCAACACUAUACAGUACUAUGGACUAGGAACACUAGUUAUUGGGAUUAUGGUGUACUUUUACUGUGUGUAGUUUAUCAAGCAUGUAGGGAUAUGUUGACAACACCAAGACUGGGAAGGUUUGCAUUGAUUCUCCUCUCCAAAUGCUCAUGUGCUAGCUGAUAAUAUCUAGGUCAACAUGGACGUUUGGGUCUCUCCACUUAACACUGUGAUGUAUGGCACACGAUCCCACAGCUCUGGAGUUGAUGAUGAUGAUGAUGAUGUGAAACAUAACUGCUAUAUGCUGAUGUCUGUGCAUGUGCUGCCAAACAUAUAAUGCUGUAACAAUGCAACCAGGAGCACAAUGUCCAUGUUAUGCAUUUUAAUAACAAGUAUUACCUAUGUUGUGUACAAGGCUGAACAAAUGUAUUUUGAAGCCUUUACUGUCCCACCAUGGACACCAACUAACAGGAGGUGAAGGAAGUCCAAUAUUACACAAAGGAGAAUAAAAACAUAAGAGGGAAUAGAACUCCUGUAUAUCCCUGUGCCAGUGGUCCAGAGUUAUUUCAUGUACUGAAGAAACAUUGUAGAAUUUAUGAUAUGUUGUGUACUUAAAGAAAGAAGUUCAGUAUGAUAGAAUACCAUACAGUAUGCAUUGUCUAUAGUGUAUUGUUGUAGUUGGUCAUAAACAUGAUACUUAAAAAAAAGAAAAUGACUACAAAAAGAGCAGAAUACAAACAUUAAACUCUUCAGAACGAUUGCUUGCAGCAGCCAACAUUCUAGGGUUUGUUUUCUUCCUGUUCAAGUAGCACAUGUCUAGUGAGAAUAUUCUGGAAAACUACUGCCAUGGUUUAUGGGUAAAUCUGGCCUCAUGCAUCCGGAGCUGCGCCAUGAUAUUGUACAAAUGUUGGAUUGAGGUUCGUAGAAAACACUGAAAUCUGACCUGUGUACACACAUUACUCUCUGUUCAAGACAAGCGUUCUCAAGGAUAAUAAAGUUUACACACACAUUA